AAAUCCUUCCUUCCCGAGUUAGACGCCCAGGCUGAGAAAUUGGUUCCGAACCCAACGGAACCAGGGUUAGGCGACGCCAGAUCACAUGACCAGCGGUCCCCAUGACGUGCGUGCUGCGGGGCGUCACUGUGACGUUUGGACGACCUGCUAAGUGGCCGGGCUACCUCCGCCACCUGUGUAGCCGCGGCGCUGCCAUGGACCUGGGACCAAUGCGCAAGAGUUACCGCGGGGACCGAGAGGCAUUUGAAGAAACUCAUCUGACCUCUCUGGACCCCAUUAAGCAGUUUGCUUCCUGGUUUGAAGAGGCUGUUCAAUGCCCUGACAUCGGGGAAGCCAACGCCAUGUGUCUGGCCACCUGCACCAGAGACGGAAAACCCUCUGCCCGCAUGUUGCUGCUGAAGGGCUUUGGCAAGGAUGGCUUCCGCUUCUUCACUAACUACGAGAGUCGAAAAGGAAAAGAGCUGGACUCUAAUCCCUUUGCUUCCCUUGUCUUCUACUGGGAGCCCCUUAACCGCCAGGUGCGUGUGGAGGGUUCCGUGAAGAAGCUGCCUGAGGAGGAGGCUGAGUGCUACUUCCACUCCCGCCCCAAGAGCAGCCAGAUUGGUGCUGUGGUUAGCCACCAGAGUUCUGUGAUCCCUGAUCGAGAGUAUUUGAGAAAGAAAAAUGAGGAACUGGAGCAGCUUUAUCGGGAACAAGAGGUGCCCAAGCCCAAAUACUGGGGCGGCUAUGUCCUGUGCCCGCAGGUGAUAGAGUUCUGGCAAGGCCAAACCAACCGGCUACAUGACCGGAUUGUCUUUCGUCGGGACCUCUCUAUAGGAGACUCCCCUUUGGGGCCCAUGACUCAUCGCGGGGAGGAAGGCUGGCUCUAUGAGAGACUUGCACCAUGACUGGAGGCUGGCUAGAGUGCAACAGGGAUGAGGUGCUGAGAGGGUGUGGGACUGGGAGCCUGGCCCUUUUUUAAAAUUCGGUCCAUUUCCCUUCCCACCCUUUAUAUCUGUGGCUCUCCAGAUCUCCUUCUCUGAGUUCUGUGUACUCAGUUGGGCAUCAGUUAGCUGCUGGAAUGGAUUGUACUGAAUCUAGAGAACCACACAUGCGGGAGAAUCCUGUAAUCAUCCCUUUUUUUUUUUUUUUUUAACUUUGCCUGUGAUUUUUUUAAUAGCUCCCCCUAGGGGUGGUGGCUGGUGUGACUCCCUUUCUGGCCCACUCCCAGUCUGUUAUGUAAACCGUAUUGCCCCAAACUGAUUGGUCCCAGUGCAGGCACCUGAACCAAUCUAGUCAAUCACAUAUUCUUGUUAAUAAUUUGAAGUUUGAAAUGGAGAGACCCAGAGCCUUGGAAGUCAUUGUAGCUAAGAAGUCAUUAAUAGCAACCAAGAAACAGCCUCUGGCUGCUACUGUUGCAAUUCCUGCAUUGCCCUGCACCCCUCCUUGUCUUGUCUCUGCUGUGUGGUUCCUCCUACUGUCUCAGAACACCCUACUAUCUAUAUAAAUUCUCUUCCUCCUUCUCCUCCCUCUUCCUCUUCUUUUCUCAGAUUAAACUAGAAUUAAUUUACAAAUAAAAGAACAUGAACUAAUUUAUGAAAGAUUAUUUUUGUAAUAUUCACCCCCACUGAUUGCUGCCUUCUAUUAUUUGAAACAUAGCAAUAUGCAUAAGAUUAAAUUUAUUCUUUAUAGUUCCUAGGGACCCAUAGGUAAAAUUUAUAGAUAAGUAGGUUUCAUCUCAAUAUGGAGAGAAAUUGGAAUGAGCCAUCUAUUGUGUGUGAGUGUUCUAUCACUAGAUGUAUUGGAUCCCAGCCCAUCAGAAAUUUUGUAGAAGGUUUCAUGUGCUGUUACUUAUAAACCAGAAAGAUUUUUAUAAAACUUAACUGACCAUGUACAUUUAUGGAAAUUUAGUGUACGCAGGCAUGCACACGUGUAGGUACACAUAUACUUAUUUUCCAAAUAUAAAAUUAUUAUAUAUAGAGAUUUGCUGUUUGGACUAUCCACGCACUCCCUUCCCCUACUCCUCACCUCUGCUGAAGAUAAUUCCUAAGUCACUGGUUUUCACCUACAUUGGAAUUACCCAGGGAAGUUUAAAACUCUAGAUGCCCUAGAUCCCAUCCUUGGAGAGGAUUUAACUGAUCUCGGUGCAGCCGGGGCAUUGGGGAACUUAAAUGCCCCUCAGGGAAAUCUGUGCAGCCAAAAUUGAGACCUUAUAGUCUGAAAUUCUUGACACUUGCCAUAUGGUCUGUGGACCAGAAGCAUUAGCAUCACUUGGGAGUCCAUUAGAGGUACAAGCCGUCAGUCCCACCCAGACCUAAUGAAUCCAGUUCUGCAUUUUUACAAGACUCCCAGUGACCAGAUGCACUGGCCUCAACUUCUAAAGCAAGGUCUCCCACUCACAAAGUUGGUGAGCCUUUCAUAGCCCUUGUCUGUCUACUGUGCUACACUGCAUUUGCUUCUCUUGAGCACAGGCCUGCUGACUAGGGACAUGGCCAAAUGGCCUAUUGGCCAUGGAGAGGAACCAGGCUGGUAAAUAUUUGCUGUGACAGAGCCAAAAUUAUUUGCACUGGUUGACCUUGAACUUGCUACUCUGUAAACUGUACUUCCUUUAACUAUAUGGGUGUGGGCUUCAGUCUGUUAUUGGCCAGGGUCCUCCAAGGGCAGCCCUCUCCUGUGUUGAUCCCUGCUUAAGCCUGAAUGGAGGAAGGCACAUUGACCCUGUGGUCACUUUACUGGGCAGCCUUACCUACUUGGUCCCUUUUGUUGUGCCAUGGCUGCAACUUUUAUGAGCACACGUUUGUAUAUGUGUGUGUGUGUGUGUAUGUGUGAAAAGUACUACACCCCAUCUGUGUUAUUCGGGCUGUGUCACCUCUCAGCUUCGAGCCUGGUCUCAGGUGUUCCUUUUCAGUUCUCUAUCAAUUACUGUGCCAAGUGUGUAAUAAAAGCCUGUCAACCAA
Messenger RNA from Ictidomys tridecemlineatus (thirteen-lined ground squirrel), 2936 nucleotides. RefSeq names its product pyridoxamine 5'-phosphate oxidase (gene Pnpo). The record is from RefSeq and is a predicted model, not a curated record. Gene Ontology annotation, molecular function: pyridoxamine phosphate oxidase activity; FMN binding. Gene Ontology annotation, biological process: pyridoxine biosynthetic process; pyridoxal 5'-phosphate biosynthetic process. Lineage: Eukaryota; Metazoa; Chordata; Mammalia; Rodentia; Sciuridae.